UUUUUUAAUAAAUAGCAUUCGUUAGCAAUCAUUCGAACGAACAAGUGUAACAAAAAAUUCUAACAGCAAAACAAUUUACAAAGAAUACCUUUAUUUUAUAUAAUAUGAAACGCAAGAACAGCAGCGGUGGAGGAUUAUAUCCAAAGAAAGCCAAAAUUGUAAUAGACGAUGAGUUCUUUAGCUUCAACUCAGAAUCGUCUAGCGAUGAUUUGAGCGUUAAGCCCGCCCAGAUCCACUUGCCAGUGGAGGCAGCUGUCCAUGAGGACCAGAGUGUGUCAAGUGCCGAGGUGCUGGUGCUGCUCCCAGAACGUGAUGGAGAGGAAUCCGAAACGGAUACAGAUACAAUGGAACCACCAAUUCAGCAUGAAAGCUCCAAGGAAACCGUGACAGCUUCACCGGCAUGCUCCACAAUGUCAUACGGACAGGAGGAUGCUGACGACGAUGAUAAUGCCGAUGAGGAUGAUAACAAUGAUAAUGCUUACGUCGAAGAUGACGGGGGAAAUGUCGAUGACAAUGAUGACAUAGAUGAUGCCGACGAUGUCGAAGAUGUCGAGAACGUCGAGGAUAAUGGGACUAACCAGUUUAGUGUGGAUUAUGAUUCGGACUUUAUGCAAAAGGAGAGUCCCGGACAGUACAAAUUCGGUGGCUAUCAUCCAGUCUCAGUGGGCGAUGUCUUUAAAGAUCGUUACUAUGCCAUCCACAAGCUUGGCUGGGGUCACUUCUCCGUCGUCUGGAUGUGCUUCGAUAGCGUGCUGGAACGCUAUUGUGCCAUCAAGAUGGUCAAGUCGGCCGAUCACUUCACAGAGACGGCCCGGGAUGAGAUCGAGAUUCUAAAUUUCAUUGCUGUCAGCCGAUGGCAUCCAUUGCGUGAUCGCAUUGUCCAGUUCACCGAUCACUUCAGUGUGAGCGGCACUCAUGGCACACAUCUGUGCCUGGUCUUUGAGAUUCUGGGUGACACCCUUCUCAAAUUGAUCCAACGCUCCCGUUACCAGGGUCUUCCGAUACGUAAUGUCAAGCAGAUAGCCGUCCAGGUGCUGGAGGGUCUCUACUAUAUCCACAAACAUUGCAGCAUCAUUCAUACCGAUCUAAAGCCCGAGAAUGUUCUGAUGGAGGCCAAUGAUUUGGCCAUACGGACCCAGGCCACACGCGUUGUGACCGCCUUCUUCGAGGCCAAUGCUCAUCUUCUCAAGCCCAGAAAACCCAAUGGUGGCAUGGCUGCUGCCCAUCGUUCUAAUAGCUUUCUAUUUCCGGAGGACUAUGGCUGUGGAAUAGCUCGUUCCACUGCUAAUGCCGAAAAACAGAGCACAGGUGGAUGCACCGCCAAAAGCUCCACCAAGAGCUCCACAAACUCCACCACGAAGAACACACUGAAGAGCGUUCCGGCGGCAACCAAACUGACCAAGACCGCCAAGCGCAAAUUACGGGCUCGAGCCAAGCGCAAUAUGAGCUUCUUCCUGGAGCACCGUCAGUGGUUGCGCCAGCAAGCCAUUGACGAUCUCCUGAUACUGGCCCAGAAUAAUUAUCUAACGCCAUCUCUGGCCGCCCGUGCAGUCACCGGCAAGCUUCCCUUUAUGCCCGCCAUUGAUGGCAUAGUGUUCCUUAACGACCGGGACCUUGAGCAAGUGGAACAAUUGGAGGAGAUGGAUGGUAGGAAAACUGGUAGAUGGAGUCCGGAAUUCAAGCUGGAGCAGCCCCGGUAUAUGGGAAGGAAAUUGCCAAAGGGACAUUACUCAGAAGCUGUGCGUAUGCUAUUCAAUAAUCCAUUAGAGUUUAUAUGGCAUGUCCAGCGAAGGACCAGGGAGUUGGAUAAGGAGGAGCGAGAGCGUUACAAGCUGGGCAAGGUGGUGACACCUCGCGGCAGGAAGAUUAAGCAGCAGGGCAGCAGCAGCUGCAGCGGUUUAGCCAAAAUGAUGAAGAUGGUGUACGAUGAUGACGCACGAAAGACAAAGCGUCGCAGCUGCUUGCCUAAUUUGGAUAUCAUUGCGCGCAAGGAUCCCUCUGUGGAGUAUUGUCCGGUGAAGGUAAAGAUUGCGGAUAUGGGCAAUGCCUGCUGGUUCGACCAUCAUUUCACCGAUGACAUUCAGACGCGUGAAUAUCGCGCUCCGGAGGUUAUUCUGGGUGCCGGUUACAACGAAAAGGCGGAUAUCUGGAGUGCCGCCUGUCUCUUUUGGGAGCUGGCCACCGGUGAUUAUCUAUUCAAUCCCCAGGAGGGUCACGGCCGGGCCACAUUGGAUGAAACGCAUAUAGCGAGCAUUAUUGAGACAUGCGGCGCCAUACCAAAGGAACUGAUUGCCACAGGUAGCAUUGGGCAUAAUUUCCUUCGUUCAAAUGGCACACUGCGCCACAUUGGCAACCUCCAGGAGCGUUCCCUGAGCGUUGUUCUCGUCACCAAGUACAGUUGGUCCACCAGCGAUGCCCUGCAGUUUGAGUCGUUCUUGAAGCCCAUGCUGGACACGGAUCCGCGCAAGCGAUCCUCCGCCUUGAAUGCCACAAUGCACUCUUGGCUAAUGGAGAAGGAUUCGGUGUCGUCAUACGAGAACGAGAGCAAGGAGGAACGCCAUGGACACUGGUCGAUGUAUUACCACAAGGAAACAAAGCAUGAGGGCACACCCGAUCCGCGAGCCUCCACUGGCCCAAAAUAAGAUCGCGUUUCACGUUAUUUCUCUGUUUCUUGUUGAAAUUCAAGUUAAAAGUGUACACCGGCCGGCAGACUUGCGUGAUUUGCAACACAGUUGUGUCCAUCCACGCACCAUAAAUUCACGUCUGCCACUGGCUCACGUAUUCUCGCACAGGUGUUUUGUAACUAAUUUUUCCAUCCUUUUCUCAAAUUUUAACUGUACUUUCAUCGAUGCAUACAAAAUGUUCGAAGCCACGCACACACGCACACGAACACGCACCGACGACAGAGGAGCGGAGCCCCAGGGCGCUGCUGACCGGCAAUUCGGCGCACAAAACUAACGCAUCGAAAACGCGGUUCCCGAUUGCUGAUCUUGCCGUUCCUUCAUAGUCUAUCGCCUCGUUUCCACACUCUGCAAUGAUUUCGGCCACUUUUGUUAACGCAAACAACUAUGUAACUAUUAAAAGUUCACUUUUCCUUA
Molecule: messenger RNA, 3098 nt
Organism: Drosophila serrata
Lineage: Eukaryota; Metazoa; Arthropoda; Insecta; Diptera; Drosophilidae
Product: SRSF protein kinase 3-like
Biological process (GO): spliceosomal complex assembly; peptidyl-serine phosphorylation; regulation of mRNA processing
Cellular component (GO): nucleus; cytoplasm
Molecular function (GO): protein serine/threonine kinase activity; ATP binding
Source: RefSeq, a predicted model, not a curated record